AUGCCUUUCGCUCAGAUGCUCCUGGGUGAUCCUGCGAUCCCCACCGUUGAGCGCCAACAAGCGCUAGAUCGCAUCUUCGCCGAUCCAGGAAUCCCACAAGACUCGACAACCUCACCCUUCUGGCUGAAAGAGCCUCAUACAGAUUUCGUGACUCAUUCCUCAAAACCUCUCCCUACUGAGGCGGACGUGGUGAUCAUCGGAUCUGGUAUUACCGGCGCAUCUAUCGCGCGCACCUUACUUCAAGAUCGCACGGGACCAAGCUCCUUGAACAAGGCCGUGCAUUCUGUUUUCAUGCUUGAAGCACGGGAUAUCUGCAGCGGAGCUACCGGGCGAAACGGCGGGCAUAUACUCGAAACAGCAGACGAGUAUGCCGAGCUGGCAGAUGUCUUUGGGGACGAAGUUGCGAAGAAAACACUGCGUUUCCGACUCGCGCAUUUGAAAGAGAUGCUUAAAGCGGUUGAGGAUCUUGGUCUCACUGAAAAGACUCAGGCGCGGAAAGUCCAGUUCCUGAGCGCCUACUUUGGCGAGGAGCCUUGGAAAGCGGCGCUGGAGCGUCUUCGUCGCUUUCAGGCCGGUAUGCCCGAGGAAUCUGCCGAGUGGAUCGCCUACGAUAGACAGUCGAUGCCGGAAGAAUUCAAGCUUUCUCGUGCUCACGGUGUUAUCACUGGGCCUGCAGGCGCUCUGUGGCCAUACAAGUUCGUGACGGGCGUCCUGUCCCAUCUGCUUUCUCAAUAUCCAGAGCAAUUUCGUGUCCAAGGUCAUACUGCAGUGACCGCGAUUCACGACAAUACAUCUUCCGACUACAAGUACCGAGUUGAGACGAGUCGCGGUGUUAUUUCUGCCCGACAUGUUAUUCACUGCACAAACGCCCACGUCACCCAUCUAGUCCCGGGCCUUCGAGGUCGCAUUUUCCCGCUUCGUGGACAAAUGUCCGCCCAAACACCCGGCAACAAGUUCCCCUGCCAGGCAGCCGAGCACUCCUGGAUGUUCAGCUACGAUCGCGGCUUCGACUACCUCACCCAACUCCCCAGUGGACAAAUGAUGUUCGGCGGAGGCUUCGCGCGCAGCGAAGGCGGCGGUAUCGCCGACCUAGGAAUCGCAACAGACGACGAGCUAAGUCUCUACUGCGACAUCCACCUCUCCGGUGCUCUCCCCGCCGUGUUCGGCCGUCAAAACUGGGGCCAGGUGAAAGGCGAUCCUGUCCAGGCGAUGUGGACAGGUAACAUGGCUUUUAGCACAGAUGGUUUUCCCUGGGUGGGACAGCUGCCUAGCUCUGUCACGCACCGUGCUGGAUCGAGUAAGCACGAUGUAGGGUCCGAGUGGGUAUCUGCGGCUUUUGGUGGUGAGGGCAUGGUGCAGGCUUGGCUUUGCGGGAAGGCUCUCGCAACUAUGUUGCUUCUCAAGGAAGGACUUGCCUCUACUGAGGCGGAUAUUUCGUGGUUGCCCGAUCAAAUGAUUGUGACCGAUGAGCGUAUUGCCUGGGCUAUUCUUCCACGGACGGUUGAGUCACCACAUAAGGCUAGUCUGUAG
Penicillium argentinense is the source of this 1530-nucleotide messenger RNA. Its product is annotated as NAD(P)/FAD-dependent oxidoreductase. The coding region runs from base 1 to 1530 and encodes 509 amino acids. Lineage: Eukaryota; Fungi; Ascomycota; Eurotiomycetes; Eurotiales; Aspergillaceae. The record is from RefSeq and is a predicted model, not a curated record. Gene Ontology annotation, molecular function: oxidoreductase activity. Gene Ontology annotation, cellular component: cytoplasm. The transcript has a single exon.